Ornithodoros turicata is the source of this 4410-nucleotide messenger RNA. RefSeq names its product protein smoothened-like (gene smo). The transcript is spliced from 12 exons. Gene Ontology annotation, biological process: central nervous system development; commissural neuron axon guidance; pattern specification process. Lineage: Eukaryota; Metazoa; Arthropoda; Arachnida; Ixodida; Argasidae. The coding region runs from base 236 to 3979 and encodes 1247 amino acids. The record is from RefSeq and is a predicted model, not a curated record. Gene Ontology annotation, cellular component: cilium; plasma membrane; dendrite. Gene Ontology annotation, molecular function: transmembrane signaling receptor activity; patched binding.
UCACAAUGUUCUUUUUUUUAAACUUCGUUGGUGGUCUGCUAGCCCGAACGUCCGGAACAACAUUUCACUGUGACUUACGUGUGCACUACUGGGUAAUGUUGCAGUUUUGAAGCAACAGUUAAUCGACGAGUGUCAUAACGCAAAAAUGUGGCAAGUAACCAAAAUGUGCAACGAAAACAAAGCUUUGUGAACAACUCGUUGCGCGCGUGACAAUGGUUGUCCCGUAAACAAGAGAAUGUUGACUAUGUCUUCCCAUCAACUACCAUCCAGUGUCAGGACGUGCACAACGAUUAACACGUUAAAGUUGGUCGUGGUGAAGCUUUAUAUCGUUGUGGUGGUGUUAGGGACAGUAUGUGGUGAAGUGCCUUUAUUUUCUUCGCAAUCACGUCCAACGCGACACGGCAAUGAAACAUUAGGCUCUUCUCCAACAAAUACAACGUCCGACGUCGACUAUCAGAUUGACAACUUGGUACAUGACAGUGCGCAAAGUCCGGCCGAUGUGACGAAAGCGCGAAUUUUGAAGUCCUUCGAGAAGAGUUCGAAGUUGCAAGGCGAUUUUCGACAUUCUUCACCUUUGCAUCGAAAUUGGCCGCAAUCGGAUAGUUGUUAUAGGAGGGCGAAGUGUGAACCCUUGUUGGAUAACACUUGUUUUGGUGUUGAACUGCCCUAUGCAGAAACGAGCAUUCAACUCGUUAAUGAUUCCACCUCUCAACUUGAGAUACAGGAGCGUCUGAACCUAUGGCAAGGCCUCGAGCAAAUUCCACGUUGUUGGGCGGUAGUCCAACCCUUGCUAUGCGCCUACUACCGACCCCGUUGCCAGGACGACCAGGUGGCCCUUCCGAGCCAGGAGAUGUGUCGCCUUGCGAGAGGUUUUUGCAAGAUAGCGGCCGUCGGUUCCGAGUGGCCGCCCUUCUUGCGCUGCGAAGCGGACUUCUUCCCGUCGGGCUGCAAGAAUGAACUACGGGAAAUAAAAUUCAACACGACUGGCCAGUGUGGCACUCCGCUGGUGGCUACACCUAGCCAGAGCAGUUGGUACCAGGAGGUGGAGGGCUGCGGAGUCAGGUGCCAACACCCGCUGCUCAACGAGGAGGAACUUAGCAGCAUGCGCACCUUUGUCGUUUUUGUCACAACCUUGGCAGUCAUAGCGUCUCUCUUUGCAGUGCUCACUUUCCUGAUUGGCUGGAAGGAAGCAAGCCAGUAUCCAAACGUAAUGGUGUUCUACAUCAACUUGUGCCUCCUGUUUGUCUGCAUCGGCUGGCUGUCACAGUUUGUGCCCGGUGCCCGAGAGGCCAUCACGUGCAGGAGAGAUGGCACACUCAGGAACGGAGAACCGAGCUCUGGAGAACACCUGUCCUGCAUGGUGGUGUUCUUCCUGGUCUACUACUUCUUGAUGGCGGCCCUCUGUUGGUUUGUGAUGCUCGCCUACGCCUGGGACCAUCGCUUCCAGAGCCGAGGGGGUCCCCAGAGGGAGGCAUUGGGGGCAAAGUCUGCCUACUUUCACCUGGUCGCCUGGAGUGUGCCCUUUGUGCUCACAAUCUCCGUGCUGGCCCUCGGAGUGGUGGAUGGAGACUCUGUGAUGGGCAUCUGUUUUGUGUCAUCUCGUAACCCUGUGGUGCGUUCUGUGUUUGUGUUGUGCCCUGUAACGGCCGCAUAUCUGGCAGGCAGUUAUUUUCUUUGCAGGGAGCUUUAUAAACUGAUCACCCUGAAAUCCAGCAACGGAGGAGUGUUGAAUAAUCGGGUCCGCGCGAAGAUUCAGCGCAUGAUACUUCGGAUCGGCCUCUUUGUCUUACUGAUGACUGUUCUUGUAUCGUGCACUUUUGUCUGUCACGUGUACGAGUUUCGCAACAUUCCUGUCUGGCAAGCAACCCUGAGAGAUUACAUCGCCUGUCGAGCCAAAGUGUUGGCAGCACAAGCUGCCAUCCCAGACUCUUCUCCCCACUGCAACAUUGGCACCAAACCGAGCUUGGCCAUGCUACAGCUACACCUGAUGGCUUUUCUCGGAACUUGCGUUGGCUUGUCUUCUUGGAUCGUCACUUCUGCAACGGGCUCCACAUGGAAGCGCUUCUGGCAGAGAAGUAUACUCCGGCAGUCAUCAGAGGAGCCCACAAAAUUGCAGAGGCAUAAACUGAUUGCUGAAGCAUUUGCUCGCCGUAAUGAACUCAAUAGGGGUCAGGGAGGUCUGCACAGCACACACGACGAUCCUGUUGGAAUGAACCUGGACUUGAACAGUGUGACGUCCCAAGAUCUGUCUUCCACGUGGGCAGCCGCACUUCCGGGUUUCUUGCACAGGAGGGGAGCCGUUGCUGGUCCCAAUGUCUUGCCUGUACGGAGAUACUCUUCAACAUCUGAUGUAAGCCGCCAGAUGUCAAUGAGCAUUCGGCGCCAAUCCUUGGACUCCCAACUGAGCUAUCAGUUGACUGCCGAGCAACGGUGGCUGGCCGCCCAGAGAGCCAUCGCUCGGAAUCAGCGUCGCAAGACACGGCGGGAACGGGAACGCCUGCUUCAGCGCCAGUCUCCGUUCCCCCUCCCAUUCCGACGCGGAAGUGACUCAUCCAUCCAGAGCACUGCACUGCGUCGCUCUGCUCGACACGCCCCAGCAGCUGUGGCGAAGGCGACAAGUACGGGAGACCUCAAUCCGGGCUCGGUGCUUUCUCAGAAGCCACCAUUCCGACCCAGGGUCCUGGCAGCUCAGCAGAAGAACGGAACGCUCAUCAACCCUCCCUUCACCCACGGAAUGUCAGACCAGAGCCGGCCACGCGAAGCCUCCGUUUCUGCCGCCAAUACGACCGCGCAGGGCACAGAGGCAUCAAGCAGCGCAGCGGCUGCCGAGGCGUCGGCGAAGACCUUUCCCACGCUCAUGCCACCUUUUUCUGCCGUCCCCAAUCCGUACGCGCCCUACAUGGGCGUACCUUACGGUUACCCACCGUUCUACCCUGGCUUCCCAUAUUUCCCACCAGGGAUGUACCCGUACGGACAGGCAUUUGCCUCGUACCCGGACCUCCACCCGCAGCAUACGCCGCUGAUACCGCUUCAUCCUAUGCCAGACAGCAUGAGCGAGACGAGCUUUAUUCCCAUAAUCACGUCGGACUCUGAGUACACGGACGUGGGAAUUCGGAGCUUCGACGAAGCGCAGCUGGAGGCAGCGAGGAGGAUAGUGGAAGAACGGACGAGGAUGGUCGGCCAACCAGGCUCGAGGCCGCAAACCAAUCAGGAGACCCAGACUGAACAGACCGUCACGGAAUCACCCCUACCGAGGGCGGAGCUCAAUCCCACGAGGCUCUCUGUGAAAUCUCCCACCGAGGCCAUAGAGAUGAGGGAGAUCGGCUCUGGGCAGUCCCGAAGAUCUAACCUCUCGAAUGCGUCGAGAGCGCGCAAGUCCCCGAUGUCACGAGCGUCCGUCAUGAACCCUCCGCCGUCGUCCGUAUUUCCUCCGACUGCUCACGCGCAGAACAGAGCAGAGCUCCAACCGCGGAGUCCUUCACAAUGUACGGCGCAGAAUUUGUCGGUGCACCUGGAACCGUAUUGCAACCCACAGGUCACGAACGACGGGAACCACUGGCAGCAGCAGCAGCAGUGUUGCAGCGGUUGUCCGUGCGGACAAGACCCUCCGGCGCGCAGCGGCUUGGAGAAUCCUUACGGAAAUGGCUACCUUCAGGGACAGCAAGUGGUGGGGCCUUAUUACGGCGAACACCACGUCAGUAGCAGUGGUCCGGCCGAUUCCUGUCCGUCCCAUUCGGACGGGGUACAGAGCUGUCACACGUACAUGUUUGCUCCAGUGGCUUCUCCGACGCACGUUCACUGCUCUCAAAACGAUGCCCCACAAAAUGGCGGCUUCUUCGGGCCAGCGGAGCAACAUCACACGUUCGGCUACAACGGUUGUGCAAUUGCGACGUCGCCCUGCGAGGGAAGCUCGGCUGGUCACGCAGGAACGUGUCACAAUGGGGGACCGCAGGACGCAACGGGGUUUGUGUCGCGAUGAGUUUCGCCCUAGAAGGCUGUCUUGAAGUGCCAACAAUGCCUCUACAACAAAAUUUGAGGAACAUGUUUUUGUUUGCAUACACACUUUCGGGUUUUCCCCGGUUUUGGUGCUCUUCGUUGCGGUGCUAACCGCAGGAACGUUGUGCAAUGAGCAUUACGAACAUUUUGUUUACAAUUUCUAGAUUUUUUAACUGUAGGAUCUGUGUUACACAAGUAGUGCAGAGAAUCUAAUUUUAUGUGACACUCGAUGUGCAGGAAAGAUUUUGGGGGUUGCAAGAACUUGUGAUCGAGCAAACCAAACUGUUCAAACACAACAUGAUCUCUUUGUAGCCAACAGUGUGAGGCAUGCGAAUGUUGUUCACAAAUGUAUAUUGUUGCUUUUGUUUUGAGUAUGAAACAGCCUCCUGUCUUUCAUAAAAUUUUUACGUAAAA